AUGGCUGGCUGGUGGCCGUUCGGGGGCGGCUCGUCUGCCUCGAGCAACGCGACGGCGGCGACAACUCUGCCGAAAAGCGAAUUCGAUGAAUUCGUCCCUCCGCCGCCUGCUGGUGGGGCCGUCGCGCCUCCUCCCCCUCCCAAGGCACUGGGCGCCACAACGGUGGACGUCAACGCGCCCUUCAAGUCCUUUACCCCUCCGCCGCCUGCGCCACCAGGUGAGUUUCGUCAGUUGAACGCUGAAGCCAAGACGCAAUUCCCGCUCUGCCACGUCUGA
This is a messenger RNA of Besnoitia besnoiti, 276 nucleotides long. RefSeq lists its product as uncharacterized. Lineage: Eukaryota; Apicomplexa; Conoidasida; Eucoccidiorida; Sarcocystidae. The record is from RefSeq and is a predicted model, not a curated record. The transcript is spliced from 3 exons. Bases 1 to 276 code for a protein of 91 amino acids.